Messenger RNA from Plasmodium gallinaceum, 2922 nucleotides. RefSeq names its product conserved Plasmodium protein, unknown function. NCBI's taxonomy places the organism in Eukaryota, Apicomplexa, Aconoidasida, Haemosporida, Plasmodiidae. The record is from RefSeq and is a predicted model, not a curated record. The coding region runs from base 1 to 2922 and encodes 973 amino acids. The transcript has a single exon.
AUGGUAAUAGUGGCGAACAAAAUCAUUUUAAAAAUUACUAGAAUCUUAAUAAAAGUAAACAAAAAAUAUUACUCAAGUAAAAUAAAUGUCCCAAAAAAAUGGAAUGAUGAUAAUUCUUUAAAUAAUAAUGAUUUUAAAAAAUAUAGCGAUAAUAACAAAAGAGGUAGCUAUUCUAAUGAAGAAAAUAAAAAAAUAGACUGUAUUAAUAAUUUAAAUGAAUUUUUAGAAAACAAUAAUAAGUUGGAAAUUACAACAGGAGAAAGUGGAGAAAACUUUUUAAAAAAAAGAAAAAGAAAAAAAAAAAUAAUUAAAUAUAACAGAUCUAUAUUUUUAAGAAAUAUUGAAAAGGAAACCAUGUCAAAAUUGAAUAUACAUAUUGAAGAACUAGAUUAUGAAAAUAUAUUUAAAUAUAAGAACAUAAAAAAUAUUAUAACAAUUAAAAAUAAAAGGGAAAUAUUAAAAUAUUUAAACAGUUCUUUGUUAGGUGGUAAUAAAGCAAAAUAUUAUAUCUUAAAAGUAUUAAUGUUUACCAUUGUUGCAGACAUAAAUAGUUAUAAUAUAAAUGAGUUAAUAUUUAUAUUGCAUAUUUAUAAAAAUAACAAUAUGUUAAAUCCUUUUUUAAUAUUACAUAUUACUAACAAAAUAUUUGAUGAUGCCAAUUUAAUGAGUAUGCAUAUUAAUGAGUUUAUUUGCUUAAUAGAUAUUUUAAAUGUACCACUUCUUAUUACGAAUAAAUUUGAAAAAAAUGUAAAUUAUUAUAUAAAUUUAAAUAUAAAUAAGUUCAAAUUUAUGGAUUAUUUUAAUAUAGGUUACUUUUUAGCGAAGAAUAAUUUGUAUAAUGAAACUGUAAUGAACUUUAUUUCUCAUUUUUAUGCUAAUCAUGCAAAUAUUUUGUUGUGUUAUAUUCUAAAUGAGAAAAAUAAAAAUUUAGUUGAGAAUAAAAAUAAUAAAAAAGAAAAUUUAAUGAUUAAAAUAUCACAGGAGUCAAAAUAUGACAAAAUGGAAAAUAUAACGAAAAUGUUAGAAAAUCAAAAUAGUGAUAAAAAAUUUAAAAGUAUAAUUACAGAAAAUAAAAGAAAGAUGUUGAAUAAUUUAUUUUAUAAAAAUAGAAACCUAUAUUAUUUUACAAAGCAAAUUCACAAGCAUUUAUUUAUUUUGUCAAAAUAUGGGUACAAACAUAUUUGCAUAUAUAAUAGCAUAUUAAGGAUUAUAAUUCUAAGAAGUAAUUAUUUAAAACCGUUGGAAAUAAGUUCUAUUUUAAUAUCACUAAAAAAUUUGAACUAUUUUAAUAGUUUCUUAUUUAAAAAUUUAAUAGACAAUAUAAAAAAAAAUUUAAGUCAAUAUAAAACUAAUGUAUUAUUAGAUUGUUUAAAUGUUCUAUCUUUUUUUAAUUAUAAUGAUAAUUCUCUAAUAACGAAAAUUUUAGUAUCAUUACCCAGAACUAUAUCAACUUAUACAUCAAAUGAUUUUCUUAAAUUAUUAUUUUUUAUGAAUAAUUUUAUUCCUUUUUCAAAAUAUUUUAGAAUUUUUUUAAAUCAAAAAAUUUUAUAUUUCUCCUCAAGUUUUGGUAUGAACCACCUAAUUUUUCUAUUAAAAAUUUUCACUCAACAAAAUAUAAUAUGCAAGCCAAUUUUCUGUUUAUUAAAAAUCAAAUUAACAAAAUUUCUUUCUAGUUGUAGUGAUACUACAAAUUAUAAUUUAAUGAAAGGAUACUUAAAAAAUACAAAACAUUAUAAAUUAUGUAACAUAAGUUUAAAAAAUUUAUUUGAUAUCAUUCAAAUAAUGAAUUUUAUGUCAAUAAAUGAUGAAGAAUUAGUUUAUAAUUGCUUAAAAAGUAUGUUUAUUAUUCAAAGUAAUAGUGAUAAAUUAGAAUUGGAUGAACUAAAAUAUAUGAUAUAUUCUUGCUGUUAUUUCAUAUUAAUAAACAAUAAUUAUGAUAGUUUUUUAACAAGUAAAUUAUAUCUAAAUAUACAACAAUUUUUUUGCUUUUUUGAUCCAUAUUUAAUAAAAUUUGAUAAAAAUAUUCACGGAAAAGAGAAUUCUAGAAACAUACAUACAAAUGAUACCAUUAAUUUUAAUAAGAAAGAAAAUAUUUUAGUUUCUUUAAAAAAUAAAAAAUUAGAAAAAAAAAAAAUUAUUAACCAUGAAUAUAAAUAUGAUAAAAAUUUGAAAAAAAUAAAAGAUAUGCAAAUAGAGAUAGAUAUGUAUACAACAAUCAUACUAACAUUUAUCACAGAGUUCGUAUAUCAUUAUUAUUAUUUAAGAAAGGAGGAAGCCAAUUUAUAUAAUUUCGAUACUAAAUAUAUAAUAGACAUUUUCAAAAGAGUUGAAAAAAUAAAAAAAAAAGAUAGUAGCAAUAAUUGUAUGCUUAAAAAGUUUUUUCCUUUAAUAUAUUCUACAGACGUAAGCAACUUAUUUUUAAAAAAAAUUCCAGUCAAUAAUUAUUAUAUAUCUACUUAUUUUUUAGGGUUAUUUCAAAAAUCCAGUGAUUUCAUAGAAAGUGAACACAUGAAAAGAGAAAUGAUUUACCACCAAAAUUCACUAAGAGAAAUUUAUGAAAUACUACAGAGUAUAAAACAAAGAAAUUACUACUUUAAAUUUAUCGAUACAACAAAUAAAAACUCAAUUUUUCUAUAUACUCACUAUAUAUUUGUAAAAAAUUUGAAAGAUAAUAAUAAAAUGGCUAUCUUAUAUGGAACGAAAAAUUAUUAUUUUACUACAAUAAAUAAAUUACAAACUGACUUAAAUUCAAGUGAUAUAUCGAGCAUAUUUGAUACCAAAUUUUUAACAAAACCAGCUAUAGCUCAAUUACAAUAUUUUAAAAUAUUUUUUAAUGAUGUACAUUUAAUACCCUUCAAAAUUUGGAAAAAUAUGAACUUGGAAAAAAAAAAGCAAUUUUUUGUAAAUUUACUUAAUUUAUGA